CCUUCAACAUCCAAGUCUUGGCUGGCCAGUGUCCUCCCAGACGCGCCACAAAACCAGCCUGGUAAAGAGCGGGCAGAAGCCCCUGCCAGCCCACCGGACGCCCUGCCACCUCUCCAGGACCUCAAGCAGGGAAAUGCUGCGUCAGCACUCCCUGCUGCUCACCCUGUGGGCUCUGCUCUCCCUCGGGUCUGUCCUCUCCCAGGAGUGCACCAAAUACAAGGUCAACACCUGCCGGGACUGCAUCGAGUCGGGGCCCGGCUGCGCCUGGUGCCAGAAGCUGAACUUCUCCAGGCCAGGGGAGCCCGACUCCGUUCGCUGUGACACGAGGACACAGCUGCUAUCUAAGGGCUGUGCGGCCGAUGACAUCAUGAACCCCAGAAGCCUCGCUGAGACCAAGGAGAACCAGCAGGGGGGCCAGAAGCAGCUGUUCCCACAGAAAGUGACGCUCCACCUGAGACCGGGUCAGGAGGCUGUGUUCAAUGUGACCUUCCGGCGCGCCAAGGGCUACCCCAUCGACUUGUACUACCUGAUGGACCUGUCCUACUCCAUGCUUGAUGACCUCAUCAAUGUCAAGAAGCUGGGGGGUGACCUCCUCCGGGCCCUCAACGAAAUCACCGAGUCUGGCCGCAUUGGCUUCGGGUCCUUUGUGGACAAGACAGUGCUCCCCUUUGUCAACACGCACCCCGAGAAGCUCCGGAACCCGUGCCCCAACAAGGAGAAGGAGUGCCAGCCCCCGUUUGCCUUCAAGCACGUGCUGAAGCUCACGGACAACUCCAACCAGUUCCAGACAGAGGUCGGGAAGCAGCUCAUCUCUGGGAACCUGGACGCCCCUGAGGGCGGGCUGGACGCCAUGAUGCAGGUCGCAGCCUGCCUGGAGGAAAUCGGCUGGCGCAAUGUCACGCGGCUGCUGGUGUUCGCCACGGACGAUGGCUUCCACUUUGCAGGCGAUGGGAAGCUGGGAGCCAUCCUGACCCCCAACGAUGGCCACUGCCACCUGGAGGACAGCAUGUACAAAAGAAGCAACGAGUUUGACUACCCGUCGGUGGGCCAGCUGGCACAUAAACUGGCUGAAAACAACAUCCAGCCCAUCUUUGCUGUAACCAAGAAAAUGGUGAAAACCUAUGAAAAGCUCACCGAGAUUAUCCCCAAAUCGGCGGUUGGGGAGCUGUCAGAAGACUCCAGCAACGUGGUCCAGCUCAUUAAGGACGCCUACAAUAAACUCUCCUCCAGAGUCUUUCUGGAUCAUAACACCCUCCCCGACACCCUGAAAGUCACCUACGACUCCUUCUGCAGCAACGGAGUUUCGCAAGUGAACCAGCCUAAAGGGGACUGUGAUGGUGUCCAGAUCAACGUUCCGGUCACCUUCCAGGUGAAGGUCACGGCCACAGAGUGUGUCCAGGCGCAGUCCUUUGUCAUUCGGGCGCUGGGCUUCACGGACACGGUGACCGUGAGCAUACUUCCCCAGUGCGAGUGCCAGUGCAGGGACCGGAACCAGGACCGCAGCAUCUGUGGUGGCAAGGGCUCCGUGGAGUGUGGCAUCUGCAAGUGCGAUGCUGGCUACAUGGGGAAGAACUGUGAGUGCCAGACUCAGGGCCGGAGCAGCCAGGAUCUGGAAGGAAGCUGCCGGAAAGACAACAGCUCCAUCAUUUGCUCGGGGCUGGGGGACUGCAUCUGCGGGCAGUGCGUGUGCCACACGAGCGACGUGCCCAACAAGAAGAUCUUCGGGCAGUUCUGCGAGUGUGACAACGUCAACUGCGAGCGCUACAAUGGCAAAAUCUGCGGGGGCCCCGAUCGUGGGGAAUGCCGCUGCGGCAAGUGCCUCUGCAAAGCGGACUUCGAGGGCUCGGCCUGCCAGUGCCACAAGUCCACAGAAGGCUGCCGAGACGCAAAGGGGUCCGUCUGCAGUGGCCGCGGCCAGUGCCUCUGCAACGUGUGCCAGUGCGACAAGGACUACCAGCUGCCCUUCUGCGAGGAGUGCCUGGGCUGCGAUUCGCCCUGCAGCAAGAACGUCUCCUGUGCCGAGUGCCUGAAAUUCGACAAGGGCCCCCUCAUGAAGAACUGCAGUGUGGCAUGUCAGGGCCUGGAACUGCAGAGCGUGCCCCAUGAGCCGGGUUGGUCCAAGAACCCCAGGCUGACCCGGAAGUGCAAGGAGCGGGACUCAGAGGGCUGCUGGCUGACCUACACCCUGUGGCAGCUGGAGGGGAGAGGCAAAUAUCACAUCCACGUGGACGACAUGCGAGAUUGUCCACAAGGUCCCAAUGUAGGCGCCAUCGUGGGUGGCACCCUGGCAGGAGUCGUGCUGAUUGGCGUCCUCCUGCUGGUCAUCUGGAAAGCUCUGACCCACCUGACUGACCUCAGGGAGUACAAGCGCUUUGAGAAGGAGAAGCUCAAGUCUCAGUGGAACAACGAUAACCCCCUUUUCAAGAGUGCCACCACGACAGUCAUGAACCCCAAGUUUGCUGAGAGUUAGGGGCACUGGUGAAGAUAAGGUCGUCUGAGCCGACCAGAUGGAAUCACCCCCAGACCACGUCUCCUCCAUCAGGCCGACCGUGACCCUGCUCCAUGGACGUGGCUUGCAACGCCUGACAAUUUCAUCUAUUAACUAGAAAUCCACUAUUAUUUUCUGCCCUCAAAAUGACAGAUACGCCCUGGCCGGUUUUCCUUAGUUGUGAGAGCGUUGGCCCAUGCACCCAAGAGUCAUGGGUUCGGUUUCCGAUCACGGGCACAUACCUUGCUUGCAGGUUUCCCAGCCCCAGUAGGGGCCCAUGCAGGAGGCAACCAAUUGAUGUCUCUCUCAUACAUCAAUGUUUCCCUCUCUCUCUUUCUCUCUCUGUCCCCCUCCUCCCCCCUCCCCUUCCACUCUCCCUGGAAAUCAUUGGAAAAAAUAUCCUCAGGUGAGGAUUUAAAAAAAAAAAACAGACAGAUAUGACAGGGUGAUUAUAUGGACUCCUCAGGAGACGCAGUUCCCCCCUUCUGACUGGUACGACCUUCUGAUAGAGACUUGGAAAAGGGAUUGCUGGAGUCUUAUGAGGUUCGAUCCAUGUUUUCCCGUGUAAAAAUGAGGAUGGUGGUCUGAUGAAAGGUGGUAAAAACAUAUUUAUAUCUGCACUUACCAGGGUAUAAAACCACACCCAUUGAUCCCACUGUUCCCCCAUCAUGUGUAUAGAAAAUAUGAAUAAACUUUCCUAGAGCCUCUCCA
Molecule: messenger RNA, 3199 nt
Organism: Eptesicus fuscus (big brown bat)
Lineage: Eukaryota; Metazoa; Chordata; Mammalia; Chiroptera; Vespertilionidae
Gene: ITGB2
Product: integrin subunit beta 2
Exons: 16
Coding region: 134-2470 (778 amino acids)
Biological process (GO): integrin-mediated signaling pathway; cell adhesion mediated by integrin; cell migration
Cellular component (GO): integrin complex; cell surface; focal adhesion
Molecular function (GO): integrin binding; amyloid-beta binding
Source: RefSeq, a predicted model, not a curated record